GCUUACCGAAGGAUGCCAUUUGGGUUAUGCAAUGCACCGGCAACAUUACAAAGAUGCAUGAUGUCAAUCUUUGAAGACAUGGUGGAACGGUUUAUAGAAGUCUUCAUGGAUGACUUCUCAGUUUUUGGCUCAUCAUUUGAUAACUGUCUAACAAAUCUAUCUCUUGUUUUGCAGCGAUGUAAGGAAACAAACUUGGUGCUGAAUUGGGAGAAAUGUCACUUCAUGGUGCAAGAGGGAAUAGUGCUGGGGUUUUACAGAUGCUUCAUCAAGGAUUUUUCUAAAAUCUCCAAACCCCUUUGCAAUUUAUUGAAUAAAGAUGUUGCUUUUGACUUUAAUGAUGACUGCAUGCAUGCUUUCUUAACUCUGAAAAAUUUAUUAGUAUCAGCACCUAUUAUUGCAGUUCCCGAUUGGGGACUGCCCUUCGAAUUAAUGUGUGAUGCUAGUGACUUUGCUUUAGGGGUAGUAUUAGGAAAGAGAAAAAAUAAAGUGUUGCAUGUAAUUCAGUAUGCUAGCAAGACACUCGUUGAUGCACAAUUGAAUUACACCACCACUGAAAAAGAGUUAUUGGCUGUGGUUUUUGCUUUUGACAAAUUUUGUUCUUACUUGUUACGUGCAAAGGUGAUUGUAUACACGGACCAUUCAGCACUCAAACACCUACUGGCAAAGCAAGAAGCAAAACCUCGGUUGAUAAGAUGGAUUUUACUACUUCAAGAGUUUGAGUUGGAAAUUCGAGACAAGAAGGGGUCGAAAAAUGUGGUAGCUGAUCACUUGUCGAGAAUAGAGAAACCAAUCAAGGGAAAUGAGGAGGAAAUGCCAAUUAAAGAAACAUUUACGGAUGAGAAGCUGAUGAGAGUGGAAGAAGCACCAUGGUAUGCGGAUUUUGCAAAUUAUUUGUCAUCAAGGGUGCUCCCAAGUGGUAUGACGUACCAACAGAAGAGAAAAUUUUUCUCAGAUUUAUUUGAUGUGUGGGGGAUUGAUUUCAUGGGUCCCUUUCCAAGUUCUUUUGGGAACACGUAUAUCCUAGUAGCGGUGGAUUAUGUGUCGAAGUGGGUCGAGGCAGUUGCAUUGCCAACUAAUGAUGCUAGGGUGGUGAUUAAUUUUGUGAGGAAGAAUAUUUUCUCAAGGUUUGGGGUACCACGAGCAAUCAUUAGUGAUGGAGGGUCUCAUUUUUGCAAUAAGCAAAUGGAUGCACUGCUGAGCAAGUAUGGAGUGACACAUAGAGUUGCAACACCCUACCAUCCACAGACGAGCGGGCAAGUAGAACUGUCGAAUAGAGAACUAAAGGGGAUUUUGGAAAAAACAGUUAAUGCCUCGAGGAAGGAUUGGUCACGGAAGUUAGACGAUGCUUUAUGGGCUUAUCAAACUGCCUUCAAAACCCCGAUUGGUAUGUCUCCAUUCAGAUUGGUUUAUGGGAAGGCGCGCCACUUGCCGGUAGAACUUGAACAUAAGGCAUACUGGGCCGUCAAGCAGUUGAACAUGGACUUGAAAGCCGCGGGAGAGAAGAGAAUGCUAACUUUGAACGAACUUGAUGAGUUUCGUCUCGAAGCAUAUGAAAAUGCCCGGAAUUAUAAAGAGAAGACAAAAAGGUGGCACGACAAGCACAUCCGAGUCAAGGCUUUUGAAGUUGGACAGAAGGCUCUUGAUUGGAGUAGAGAGAGGCAGUGGGAUAUGUUUCUGCGAGCUCCUGAUCAGUUGACUGUUGAGCCGCUGGUAAGGGAGUUUUAUGCCAAUCUCCCAGAGUGUAAGGAACAGACGGUUUUUGUAAAAGGGGAGUUCAAGAGAUCAGGGUUUGAUGACGAUAUAAUCCUUCCAGUGAUUGCAAAACCGGGAGCAGGGUGGGCAGUGUCCAAGAAACAAAAGAAGACUCUUAAGGGCACACAGUUGACACCGAUGGCUCGGCUGUGGCAAUACUAUAUCUGUGCAAGACUCAUGCCGGAAUCGCACUACAGUACCGUGACUCGCGAGAAGGCAUUGCUUCUAUAUUCAAUUGCCACAAGGAAGAAUAUUGAUGUGGGGGACGUAAUUUAUAACAGCAUUAAGCUUGCAGCAAACCCGGGGCGCGAAAGUUACUGUUUCCCGCAUCUCAUCACAGCCUUAUUCCUAAAAGCUGGAAUCGAGGUUCAGGAUGACGAGCAGCGUAUUCAUGCUGUUCCAACUUUAGAUUCAGAUUAUUACAAGAAACACCUAGACCGAACGGAAGCUGCCCAACCAAGAGCAGGGGCGAAAAGGCAGAGAACGAGCCUGGACACAUCAUCCGGCUCCACGGGUACACAAAAAGAGAUGAUGCAGGAAAUGAUGGGCCUGAUGAAAUACAUGAAGAGACGCCAGGAUUGGAUGAUGGAGCGGACUGAGAGGAUGCAUGAAUUGCUGACAAACAGCUUCAAGGAGCUGAAUGUUGACACUUCAGCAUACCAAUGGGUUGACUGGAACUCGGAUGAGUGGUUGGACUCCGAGAAGGACGAGGAAGAUGAGGGCUCCGAAGAAGAAGCAGAUGAAGAAGCAGACUGA
Molecule: messenger RNA, 2508 nt
Organism: Pistacia vera
Lineage: Eukaryota; Viridiplantae; Streptophyta; Magnoliopsida; Sapindales; Anacardiaceae
Exons: 5
Biological process (GO): DNA integration
Molecular function (GO): nucleic acid binding
Source: RefSeq, a predicted model, not a curated record